AUGACAAAGACGACGACCGCCGACGGCUCCUCGUCCUGGCCCAAAGACGACAUGGACUUCAUCGACUUUGAUCAAGGCUUUGACCUCGUUCAAUUUGAUGGUGGCCGCAAUCAUGGCCCUGAAGGACGACAAGGGAGUGGCAGCGGCGCAUUCAUGUCGGCCUCACCAGGACUGGGGCUGCAAGAGUCUCCAAAGCCAGAGUCGUCUAUGAGCGAUCGGUCGACUCCUCGGAUGCCGCAACUAUUUAGCAUGCAACCCACGGUGCACUCUAGGAAUGCUUCGGGUACAUCUCUCUCAGGGUUGCAGCAGCAGCAGCAGCAGCAGCAAGGACAGCAAGCGCAGCAGGGCAUUCACCACCAACAUCACUCCAGCGCCGAUCUGUAUGCACGCCCUCCAGAUGAGUCCAACAGCAGACCGGGGACGAGCAUGAGCAUGAUCAGUGCCAGCGCAGAGGGUGCAGACGCCAAGAGGGACAGCAUCGGCACCUCGACGAGCAACAGCCUGCAAAAGCGUGCAUCCGUCCUUUCGUUUCAGACGGCCCUCAGUGGUCUGGGAAGCGAUGAUCCGCCGAGAAAACCUUGGGUGCCUACCUCUUCGGGGCCCGGAAGCGCCUACUCUUCGUCCCCAGACGAUCGGCAACUGCCCCCUGGCGGCUGGGGAGGGCGGGCGUGGUCAGGGGAUAGUGGCAGUGGUGCCGUAGGCCAAGCCGCGACGAGCCAGAGCGACAGCAAGAGAGGAGGAGUCCAACCGAGAUACUCGCCCGCUUCAUCGCCGCGCAACCUCCUGCACCCGCUCGAUGCAUCACCAGCGAAUUCGCCCCGCUUCCAGCAGCCGUCGCUGCCGCCGCUGGCUUCAGCCCAGGCCGCUCACGCACCGCCUGGCCAUCAGCAACAGCCGAGGACGAGCUCUGGGCUGCGUGCCGAGACAAAGUUCGAGGGUCUUCUUAGCCCGGUCUCGAAUGCGUCGGCCAUUGACGCUGCUGCCUCGACAAUCGGUCCUGAUACUGAGGACACCGCUGCGCCAAAGUCGCCAAUCGAUCUCGGUCCAAGUCGCACUGCUCCCUUUGGCGCGCCGCAGCCAGAGCAGCGGCAACAAGAGCAGGAAGAGCAACAGCAACAGCAGCAACCCUGGAACAAGCAGAAUCAGCUUCUAGGGCCUGAGGGGCAACAGGCCGUCUCUUCUCCUGUCGAUGUGGACACCCAUCAACAAGGCCAGGGCAGAAGGCGAGACAGGGAUUCGAUGCUCCCGCCCACACCCUCGCUCGAUGGGACCGGCCCGCCGAGUCUUCCCGAAAAGGGAGGCCCACCUUCGCUGCCAUCAAAGGACCUCUCAUCGCCCCCCCUUUCCGACAAUGUCAUUCCUCCCCCGCUUCCCGUUGACGUGUCAGUGGCCAGAGAGCCAAUUGCACCAGCGGGCCAGUCACCAGUCAGCGACUUUCGCGCGCGACCCCUCGCCGACAUCACACCGGCUACGCAGGCAGAGGGCCUUGCUCAUCUCCAAAUGAUGGCAGAUCAAGCGAGGGAGGUCGAUGCGGCCGCGGGUCUUCCUCCCUCGGCAACGAUAUCGAGACAAGCGUCGCUCGGCAACAUGGUCGCCGGUGUGGCAGGCGCAGGUCCCUCUGGCGUUGCGAGUGGGGCAGCGCCUCGAGCGGCUCUGGCAGAGGCGCCACCGCCCUUGGCCUUGAACCAGUCACCGAGCAUCGAGACACCUCCCCGAGAGCCGAGCCCGCCGCCAGAGGGGGAGGUGGAAGCGCGCGCGGAGUGGGAGCGCAGCCAGAUGAAGGCCAUGGCGGCCAGGGCCAGAAGCGGACCCAAGCACAGUCCGGCUGCCUCGUCGCCGAGGAAGACGACGUUUCGCAACCAGCUGCGGCCCCUCCAGCUCGUUGAGGCAAAGCGGGAAGCCGACCAGCUCUCGCAGCCUGAGGAUGGUCAGGAUGGCGCAGCGGGCACGCCAGUGGCAACGAUGCCGUCUCCAGGGGUAGGCGAACCACAGGCACAGACGCCGGUGCAGGCACCGGUACAGGGCCAGGGGCAGGGCCAAGGGUCAGGGCAGGGACAGGGACAGGGACAGGGACAGGGACAGGGACAAGGGCAAAGGCAAGGCUCGGGGCAAGCCAUGAGCACCCAGCAGCUGCAAAAGCAGCAGCGACGCAGUCUGGGCGCCAUCAACAACCUGGCCGUGGGUGUGUCCGACUAUGGGGGUGCCUAUCCCGUCUUUACGUCGCCGUCUGCCAGCGCGUCCAAGAUUGUCGGCGGCAAGCAAUUCUCUGGUUUGACACCCCAGCUGAGCCUGGUGCCGCCUUUCGAGUUGCAGAACCGGCCCGAUGGGCUGCCGUCUGGGCUCCUGGGCCCCGAUGGCAUCAGAAGAUCGCCAAAUGAUCCCGAGGUGUGCCUCGAGUGCAUGAUGCGCGACGAAGACAUGAUCGAUGUCCACGUCCUCGGCCCUGGGCUGUGGGAGCGCGAGAGCGACCGCGACUUUGAGGAGGCCUGUCGCAUCGAGGCGGAAGAGGCCAGCAGUGUCGUCACCCACAACACGACCGUCGAGAGUGGCGAUGGGACAAAAGAGCAAUCACAGCCACAAUCGCAGUCGCAGUCGCAGCAGCACCAUCUCCCUCCUUCGUCUUCCAACCCUCGAAUCUCGAGUCUCGUCCGGAUAAGAGUCAAGCGGGUGGCCAAGGGCGACCCUCUGACAGCCGAGCGGCUAAAGCUGCACACACAGAUGAACCCGUCUGCCUCUUCCCAUCGCUGGAGAACGCUGCAGACAUUCCUGGCUAUCCAGGCAAAGUACAUUGCCCUCGACCAGCAGAAGCGAGCUGCGGCCGCAGCGGCGGCCUCGGGAGGAACGCUCAAGCCGGGCACUUCUACCUCGUCCAGCAACAGCCGGCAGCGGUCGUCUUCGGCCUCACUCUUGCGCGAGGCUGGCCUCAACAGCACCGACGAUGACGCACAGCUCACGCCAGAGGAGCGGGCGAGAAAGGAGCAGGACGUGGCCAAGGCCAGGGAGGCACGGAGAAGAAUUGCUGGGUCAUCUCCAGACUUUGCUGUCACGCCGGGUAAGGCGGGGCUAUCUCCGACGGACGAGGGCCAGCUGAGGAGAGAGGAGGAGCUGGGGAUGGAGGAAGAGAUGAGGCAGCGCUCGGCAAGCCACAACAGCAUCCCGAGGCGGUCGGGCGGCGCACCGGCCUUCCUUCGCGGCAACAGUGCCCACGAUCUCCGGGGGACGCCUGGCGCAAUGACGGCGCCCUCGACGCCAGACUUGACCGCCUUGGCUCCUCCUACACCGCCGUUCAGAGGGCGGAUGAGAGCCGUCUCUUCGCAGCUCUCGCUCGCGCCCAGCGGUGGAUCGAUCAUCGAUAUGCACGUCGGCAUGGAGAACCAGGCCGAACACCGCAUCUCGCAGGCCGGCUUUAUGCCUGGCACCCCCAUAUCGCCGCAGAGCCCCGGGGCCAUCAAUAAGGCAUACUAUGGCGACUCUUUUGAGCCCUCUUCGUCGUUUGAGGAGGAAAGAAAGCCAGCGAAGAAGAAGGGAGGCAUUCGCGGUCUUUUCAACAAGAUCUCUGGUGCCAACUUUAACGAGUCUUCCUCGAGGGACGCACCGGCAACUCCCUCCAAGCACCAGCAGCAGUCGUCGGGGCCUGCACAAGAGGGCGGCGAUACAGACGAGCUGCAGCCACCGCCGGGCAUAGCGGGCCUCUUGGGCCGAGCGAGACGAUCCACUUCGUCGCUGCUGCCCACGCCCACCAGCGCUCGGCCGUCGAUGGACAUGUUGUCGACGGCUGACCGAGGUCUCAACUUUCCCCUGGGGAUGGCGAGCCAGACGAGCCUGGAGAUGGGACCGUUUGGGUCCGGACCGCAACCGCCGCCUCGCAAGGAGUCGAGAGAUGUGCCGCAGCAGCAGCAGCAGCACAAACCUCAGCCAACUCCGCCAUUGCACCACCAACAGCAGCUGCACCAACAGCCGCUGGCUCCGCAGACAAACGGGGAUGCAAGCCGGCGGGCGAGGACCUCCUCGUACGGUGCUGCGCUCCGACUCACGCCUCGCUCCGCUUCACAGCAGGAACAGCGCGCUCAACAGGACGCCGACCAGAACAGCGUAACGUCUCGCACCUCAUCGCGCAAGGAGCCGCCACAGCUGGCGACCCACUCUCGGCAAUGGAUUUGGAGGGCCUGCCAAUGGAUCGACGAGUAA
Acaromyces ingoldii is the source of this 4188-nucleotide messenger RNA. RefSeq lists its product as hypothetical. NCBI's taxonomy places the organism in Eukaryota, Fungi, Basidiomycota, Exobasidiomycetes, Exobasidiales, Cryptobasidiaceae. The coding region runs from base 1 to 4188 and encodes 1395 amino acids. The record is from RefSeq and is a predicted model, not a curated record. The transcript is spliced from 3 exons.